GGGCAGUUCUGUGGGCGGGUGAAGGCUCUUCGCAGCCGCCCCGCCCUGGAGCUGACUUUGGAGCCGACUUUGGAGCGGCGACCGGGCCGCAUUGUCUCCCUCUUGCGGCACCGGGACUAGUGCUAUGUCGCCCCCGCUGGAUUCGGGGAGCGCCGAGGAGCCCUCAGGGGACCUCCGCAGCGUCUUGGUCACCAGCGUGCUCAAUCUGGAGCCGUUGGAUGAGGAUCUGUACAGGGGGAGGCAUUACUGGGUACCUACAACCCAGAGGCUCUUUGGAGGUCAGAUUGUGGGCCAGGCCUUGGUGGCUGCAGCCAAAUCUGUGAGUGAAGAUGUCCAUGUUCAUUCCUUGCACUGCUACUUCGUGAGGGCAGGGGACCCGAAGGUGCCGGUGUUGUACCAGGUGGAACGGACACGCACAGGAGCCAGUUUCUCUGUACGCUCAGUGAAAGCCGUUCAACAUGGCAAGGCCAUCUUCAUCUGCCAGGCCUCAUUCCAGAAGACCCAGCCCAGCCCUAUACAGCACCAGUUCUCAAUGCCUUCUAUCCCCCCACCAGAGGAGCUUCUUAGCUAUGAGGAGCUCGUUGACAAAAGCUUACGGGACCCUGAGCUACGGAAAAAGUGUCCAAUAGGAUUAACCCGAAUUGCUGCCCAAGAAGUACCCAUUGAAAUCAAGCUGGUGGAUCUACCCAGACUGGGCCAACAGAAGGCCAAGCAGAUGUUCUGGGUUCGGGCUCGGGGCUACAUUGGGGAAGGAGACAUGAAGAUGCAUUGCUGUGUGGCUGCCUACAUAUCCGACUAUGCCUUUCUGGGCACUGCCCUACUGCCCCACCGCUACCCAGUCCGAUUCAUGGUCUCCCUUGACCACUCCAUGUGGUUCCACGCCCCGUUCCGAGCUGACCACUGGAUGCUGUAUGAGUGUGAAAGUCCCUGGGCAGGUGGCUCUAGAGGGCUGGUUCAUGGGCGUCUGUGGCGACGAGAUGGGGUCCUGGCUGUGACGUGUGCACAGGAGGGUGUGAUGCGGGUGAAGCAGCAGAAGCUGGAGAGUAAGCUGUAGGAAGAAGCUACCCCUAGACCCCUUGC
Phascolarctos cinereus (koala) is the source of this 1080-nucleotide messenger RNA. It is a transcript of the gene ACOT8, whose product is annotated as acyl-CoA thioesterase 8. The record is from RefSeq and is a predicted model, not a curated record. Gene Ontology annotation, cellular component: peroxisomal matrix. Lineage: Eukaryota; Metazoa; Chordata; Mammalia; Diprotodontia; Phascolarctidae. Gene Ontology annotation, molecular function: fatty acyl-CoA hydrolase activity. Gene Ontology annotation, biological process: acyl-CoA metabolic process; fatty acid catabolic process.